Messenger RNA from Fusarium oxysporum Fo47, 1440 nucleotides. Its product is annotated as cytochrome P450. NCBI's taxonomy places the organism in Eukaryota, Fungi, Ascomycota, Sordariomycetes, Hypocreales, Nectriaceae. The transcript is spliced from 3 exons. Gene Ontology annotation, molecular function: iron ion binding; monooxygenase activity; oxidoreductase activity, acting on paired donors, with incorporation or reduction of molecular oxygen. The record is from RefSeq and is a predicted model, not a curated record. The annotation marks the transcript as partial.
CUGGGCUUGUAUCUUCUCGGCAAUGCAAUUUAUCAUGUCACGCUGCAUCCGCUAGCGAACAUCCCCGGCCCAAAGAUCUGCGGGAUCACCCGCAUUCCUUACUGGUUGGCUUCGCUCAAGGGCGAGGAUGUCAAGUGGAUGAAGGGUUUGCACGAUCGGUAUGGACCUGUUGUUCGCUUUGGCCCGACAGAUGUGAGCUACACGGCUAGCGAGGCUUGGAAUGAUAUCCAUGGACCUAAAGUUACGGAGAAGGCGCAGGAGUUCUCUGUACAGCCGGUGAACGGCGUUCCUAGUAUGCUUACUACCAAUACUGAGAACCAUACUCGCGUGCGACGGCUAUUUUCACCGGCCUUCUCAGAGCGCGCUUUGAAGCAACAAGAACCUCUGUUCAAGAAGUACUCAGAACUUCUCAUGUAUAAAAUCUCCGAAGUUGGAAACGACGGUGCCAAACCAGUUGAGAUGACGCAACUGCUCAACUUCACGACCUUUGACGUAAUGGCCGAGUUAUGCUUCGGACACCCUCUUAAUCUUCUAGCACAGAACGAAUACAGCCCUUGGGUGAGGUCCAUCUUCGAAUCUCUCAAGAUGUUACCGAUUGCAUCUAUGAUCAACUACUACCCCAUUCUCAAUGCGAUAUUCACACGUUUUGAACCAAAGUCAGUUACACAACAGCGCGUCACGCAUUGCAAACACUCGGAAGAUCGUGUGAAUCACCGUUUGGAGAAUGGUUCUGAUCAGCCUGAUGUUUGGAACUUGGUCAUGUCGGCAAAGGAGGACAAGGGACUUACACUUCAGGAAAUGCACUCUAAUGCAGAACUGUUCAUGCUUGCUGGAUCUGAGACGACUGCUACACUGCUGAGCGGUUGCCUUUAUAACCUGCUUACCUACCCCGAGAAGAUGAAGACACUGCUCGAAGAGAUUCGCGGCAAGUUCACGAAUACCGAAGACCUUACUUUCGAACGCCUUGCCGAACUAAAGUACAUGAAUGCUUGUCUGAAGGAAGCCCUUCGUGUCUACCCCCCAGUUCCCAUCGGAAGUCCACGAGUCGUUCAACCAGGCGGCCAGCAAAUCCUGGGCAAGUAUAUCCCACCAGAGACGCGUGUAUCAGUCCACCAUUACUCCACAUACCACUCUGAGUCAAACUUCAAGGACGCCGAUACCUUCGUGCCGGAGAGAUGGCUCAAGACGGAUUCGAAGUAUGCUGGAGAUAUGUGGGAGGCUCACCAACCCUUCGGAUUUGGCCCUCGGAACUGUCUUGGCCAGAACAUGGCUAUGCAUGAGAUGAGGCUCAUUUUAGCGACAUUUCUGUUUAAGUAUGAUCUUGAGUUGUGUGAGGAGAGUCGGAAUUGGGUGGAUCAGAAGUCUUUUGCGUUGUGGAUCAAGACUCCGUUGAUGAUGCGGGCGAAGCCUGUUGCUACGCACACCAGGCUUAAUAUCUGA